Messenger RNA from Penicillium riverlandense, 1131 nucleotides. Its product is annotated as putative S-adenosylmethionine-dependent methyltransferase. Gene Ontology annotation, biological process: peptidyl-lysine dimethylation; peptidyl-lysine monomethylation. Lineage: Eukaryota; Fungi; Ascomycota; Eurotiomycetes; Eurotiales; Aspergillaceae. The transcript is spliced from 2 exons. Bases 1 to 1131 code for a protein of 376 amino acids. Gene Ontology annotation, molecular function: protein-lysine N-methyltransferase activity. Gene Ontology annotation, cellular component: cytoplasm. The record is from RefSeq and is a predicted model, not a curated record.
AUGGCCGACUCGCCCCCGACCUAUCUCUCGCCCAGCGAGCUGGGCUCAAAGGACUACUGGGACAAAUACUACGCACGCACUCUCGCGCAUCUCUCCCAAUCGCAACCACACAACCCAUCAUCCACCACCACCAAUACCACUCCCAAUGCACCGUCCACCGAAAAUGACGACUCCUCGGACAACGCCUCCGAAGUAAACGACGACGAUGACCCCGGCACAUCAUGGUUCUCCGAACACAACGCGCCCCAAAAAGUCCUCCGCUUCCUAACCUCGAAAUCCUUUCCGCUGUCCCCGCGCAACAGCCUCCGCCGCCGCGGCCACUCAUCUUCACCCUCCCUGCCACGCCAGCCUAGUAUCCUCGAUCUCGGCACCGGGAAUGGGAGCAUGCUUGCGCUAUUGCGGAAGAAGGGCGGCUUCGUCGGUGAGAUGGUGGGCGUGGAUUACUCGGCGAGGAGUGUGCAGUUAGCGAGGGAGUUGCAGUCCGGGAAGGGGCAUUCUGCCUAUCAUACUGAUGAUGAAGAUGGGUCUGAUGAGUCUGAUGAGGAUGAUGACGAGGGGGAAGAUGAGGAAGGGGGUGAAGACCAGGGUCCGUACGCUGCUGCGAAAGAGGAGGUUGUGCUUGCUAGCCCCGAGCCCGGGAAAGAAGCUACGGAGGCAGUCCGUAUCUCCGAAGACACAGAUGAGAAUCAAACACCGGAGAUCCGCUUCGAGGAGUGGGAUAUCCUCGGCUCGACAGCACGGCUUUCCGAGACCGGCACACCGUCGUCCGAACCACCACCCGCGGACCAACGACUAGACUGGUUCCCCUAUGAAACGGGCGGUUUCGACAUCGUCCUCGACAAGGGCACAUUUGAUGCCGUGUCUCUAUCAGACGACGCAAAGGACACGCGCGUCUGCGAGCGGUAUCCGCGUAUCGCGCGGCGGUUGGUGCGCGCUGGUGGCUUUGUGGUUGUGACGAGCUGCAAUUGGACGGAGGAGGAGUUGGUUAGUUGGUUUGUCGGGAGUAGCCAUGAUCAGGAGGGAAAUGAUAGACUUGUUGUUUGGGGAAGGGUUGAGUAUCCCCGGUUUCGGUUUGGGGGGCAUGAAGGGCAGGGGGUUAGUACGGUGUGCUUUCAGAGGGUUGCGCAGUAG